Ixodes scapularis (black-legged tick) is the source of this 1080-nucleotide messenger RNA. Its product is annotated as retinol dehydrogenase 7-like. The transcript is spliced from 5 exons. The coding region runs from base 1 to 1080 and encodes 359 amino acids. Lineage: Eukaryota; Metazoa; Arthropoda; Arachnida; Ixodida; Ixodidae. The record is from RefSeq and is a predicted model, not a curated record.
AUGCGAAUCGCCACGGCCCACCUGUUCCUCCUGCUGGCGGUGCCGCUCUGGCUGGUGUCUGCCAGGGUGCCGCUGCUGGUACAGUGCGCCCAGAUCCUCGGCCUGCUGAUUCUGAUUACGCUUGUCAGCUACUGGACGGUCUGGAUUCUGCGGCGGAAGGCGUUCCUCAAGCUCGUUGAUGGGGACGGUAAAGCUGUGCUCAUCACAGGGUGUGAUACGGGCUUCGGUCACUUGCUGGCCAAGCGAUUGGCCAAGGAGGGCUUCUACGUGUUUGCCGGCUGUCUCUUCUCCGACGGCGAUGAUGCCAGAGAACUAAGGUCUUCGCCGAACAUCCACGUCCUUCAGCUGAACGUCACCAAGGAGGACCAGGUGGAGCUCGCCUUACAAGAAGUAAAGAAUAACUUGGGCUCCAGAGUACUCUGGUCAGUGGUGGCCAAUGCCGGCGUGCAGAAUUCGGGCCCCGUCGAGUGGCAGACCAUGGCUCGCAUUCGGUCCGCCUUCGAAGUCAACGUCUUCGGCGUCGUCCUCGUCGCCAAGAGGUUCCUGCCGCUGCUUCGAUACUCAAGAGGGAGGCUCGUCAUCGUUUCGAGCGGCUUUGGCCGAGAUACCCUUCCAAUAGCGCCAAUUUAUUGCAUGACCAAGCACGCCUGCAUUUCACUUGCCGAUGGACUCCGUCGGCAGUACUACGAGAGUGGAGUCCACGUCAGCACCAUUGAGCCUUGGGUGUACAGGACGAAGAUUACCAGCACCGACACAGCUCACGACGUGCUUGAGGCCGACGCCAAGCUCCUUCCCGCCGAUGUACAACGAAGCAUCACCAAGGAGAAGUUGUCGAAGUUCAAGCGUAUAUGCGAUGCCUUUCUCAAUCUUGCUGCAAGGGACGAUCCGAACGAGGUGGUGCAAGAGAUGACGCUGGCUGUCAGAGAGUGUACGCCCAAGGCGUACUACAUGACUGGAGGCCAAAUGGACUGUCUGGCUCGCUGCCUUAUCGGUGUCAUCCCCGUAGAACUCACAGACGCGUGGAUCUCGCUCCUCCUAAAACUUAUUUUGUGGGGACGAUCGAAAGUAAACAAAAAAUGA